Molecule: messenger RNA, 699 nt
Organism: Rotaria socialis
Lineage: Eukaryota; Metazoa; Rotifera; Eurotatoria; Philodinida; Philodinidae
Source: the annotation of a GenBank genome assembly
AUGGCUGCAUCAAUGAACUAUAUCGAUGGACUACAGUCUUUAAGAACUACUGAUUUUCUUUUUGUCAAACAACAUAAGUCUCUCGUCGAAGCUUUGACUGGUUACCAGCCGGCAUCAAAAUUUAGUAUUUUUAAUCGUGAAAGUCAAUUAUUAUUUAAUGUAUAUGAAGAAUCGACUUGUUGUCAACGUUGCUGGUGUGCUAGCAGCCGGGAAUUAGUACUUCAUAUUAUGGAUACUGCCAACAACGAAGUUAUUCGAAUGAUACGUGCAUUGAAAUGUUGCUGUGUAUGUUGUUGGUGCGGUGAUUGUGAUAGUUGUAAACAAGAAAUGAUAAUAGAAUCACCACCAGGAACACCUAUAGGAAGUGUUAAUCACGAAGCUAGUCGUUGUCGAAUGCGAUAUACUCUUCGAGAUGCAAAUCGUACAAAUAUGAUGGGAAUUAUUGGCCCUCGUUGUAUCUGCGAUGGGCCAUACAGUUGUUGUUGUGAGAGCGAAUUCGCAAUAAUUGGUACUGAUGGUGAAACAAAAAUCGGUGGCAUUCAGAAAAAAUAUGGUGGCUUCUUCAUUGAAGCUUUUACAAGUGCUGACUCAUUUACACUGGAAGUUCCAAUGAAUCUCGAUGCCAAAAUGAAAGCAGUGGGUCUCGGUGCUCUGUUUCUCAUCGAAUUCAUGUGCUUCGUAUACAAGCCUAACAAUUAG